AAUCAACUUGAUCAACUCAAUCACUUUUGACCUAUUUCACACUUCACAGGCAUUCCAAUAUUCACAAUACUUAUAGAAGUCUUCUCAGACAAUCACUAAUUUCAUUAUUGAGGGAAAGCCAUAACAAUCAUUAGUAGGGCAAUGCGCCGGCUUCGAAUCCAGUCAUAGCCCUAGAGCAACUGUAGGCAUCAGCAGCCAUGAGUUCUAUGCUGAAAAAGACCGGAGGCUUGUCCUUCAAGCCAAAGGUCGCUCCUCGUCGAGCAGGUGCUUCCGCCUCUUCAUCUCAAGCACCUCCUGCAUCUGCUUCCCCUAGUGCUACUCAAGCUUCUACUGUUGAACCCUCAUCGCAAGCAUCAACUCCCGCACCCGCCGCUCCUACCCCCGCCCCCUCAGUCGAAUCCAGUUGCAGAACAGCACAAACGCAGGAGGCCACGAACGAAAUCCCUAAGGAGGUCCCGCAGGAGGAAAUAUCGAGACCACCUACCCAAGCUCAGAAAGCUCCUACGAUCCACCCCGAAUCCGGGCCAACAUCGACCCCGGCAGCAUCUCCUGCAAUUGUCGAAAAGCCUUCCCAUCAGGCACUUCCAGCCCCGACCCCAUCGCCCAUAGAGAGAUCUUCACAACCAACCCCAACACCGGUUGUAGACGAGCCUCCCCAGCAACCACCGUCAGUUUCGGCCCCAGCAAUCGGACGAACGACACAACCUACUCCAGCACCAGAGGCCACACAGCUAGACAGGCCCACACCUGCCACUUCUUCAGGUACACCGUUUACUACCAUCUCUCGACCUGCUGCUGUUAUGUAUACGCCCACGCCAGAGCCCACGGCUCCAACACAAAUAAGAACCGCUCCUCCGUCUCCGGCCCCCGUUUCUGAUACAAUCGCCGUCUCUGCUCCGGUUGACGAGCCUACCACCAAUGCCCCGAAAAAGAAGAGAGUAUAUCGCAAGCGAAAAUCUACUGAAGAUGGUGCAGAUGCAGAAGGCUCUGCACCAAAGAAGAGGCGAGCCCGCAAGAAUACUACGACGGGGGACAAUGGCACGGCUCCAGCAAGAGGCGCUAGGGGAAGAUCUAGGCAGCGUGAACGCUCUUCAAGUCCCGAGGAAGAUCCAGAGAACCAGACGAUCGAUCACAGUAGUACAAAAAUGGGCGAACUAACUAAAGAUAUGGGAAUCGGAAAGAGAUUUAAACAUGCGGAUGCCAUUGAGGAGCGCGCGCGUGAAGCACGUGAGAGAUUUCGUCUAAAACAGCAAGCAAAACGAGCCCGACUUCUGGGACUUGAUCUUGAGGACGUGACCUCGCGCGCAAGUACCCCAGCAGAAGAUGGAGACAACGGAAGAGAAUCUGCUGCAGCCCGGGCCAGAGAACUAGGAGCUUCAAUCGGCGCAAACUCGCAAUCUGUUGGUUAUGAGGUUGUAGAUGGUCAGAUUAUUAUCAACCAGCAAUCACUCAUGGUAGACCGGCACGCGGCCCACGACAUGGGGACACUCGAGACCGUGGAAGAAGACGAGUUUUCCCGCCUGACCACCUCGUCGUCUUUCAGGCGAGAAAGUCGUAGAACAGGAGCAAAUCACUGGACGGACGAAGACACCGACAAAUUCUACCGACUCCUGGGCAUGUUCGGGACGGACUUCGAGACGAUCUCAGCCAUGUUCCCGGAGAAGAGCCGACGCGCGGUCAAGCUCAAGUUCAACCGGGAGGAGCGGCUGCGGCCGCGGUACAUCAACGCGACAGUCAUGGUACGCGGCGAGAAGAAGGUCGGCAUCGACCUCGAGGAGUACAAGGCGCACCAGCACGGAUGGCAGGAGAGUGAUAAGAUCAUGGCCGAGCACAACGAGCUGGUGCGCGAACAUAACGAGGACAUUCGACGCCUCAAAGAGGAGAGGCGCGCCGCGGGGCUUAUGGAUGAGGAUGAAGAGGCGGAGGGAGGACAACAGCAAGGUGAGGCGGGUGACGGCCAGGAAGGCAGUAAAGAAAAUGGUGAACAGGAGAAUGGAGAGGAUGCUGAGGACGGUGGUGAGGAGAAUGGAAAUGACGAUACCAAUGGCGAUGACGAGAACGAACCCGUUGACGAGUUACCCACAGAGGUUUCCGCCGAGAUAGCUAUCGAAGCCUAGACCACGGUCUCGACGGCCUAGGUAAACCGCGUGCAAGCUUGUUUCUUGAUACCCCAUUUCCUUAGCUUGCACGGUUACCUGCCGAAGAGCUGGACGAUAACUACGAAAGUUAAAAAUUGUAGAUUACUGGUGUAUUAGCCGAGAAAGAGGCAGGAAACUACCGUACUGUGCUUUUAGGAGGACCGACCCUUUCCAACGUUUCCUAGAACGUUGAGUUACGAGUAAAUGCUAAAUCGAAUUACGAUGACUACGAGGCUACACCGCUACGUUUCGAUUAUUUGGGUGCCGGAUUUUGUUCAAGCAUGCUCUAAUUAUCACGUAGGCGCAUAAGAGAGUCGGGCGAACA
Messenger RNA from Annulohypoxylon truncatum, 2463 nucleotides. RefSeq lists its product as uncharacterized. The coding region runs from base 198 to 2117 and encodes 639 amino acids. Gene Ontology annotation, molecular function: TFIIIC-class transcription factor complex binding. Gene Ontology annotation, cellular component: transcription factor TFIIIB complex. The transcript is spliced from 2 exons. The record is from RefSeq and is a predicted model, not a curated record. Gene Ontology annotation, biological process: RNA polymerase III preinitiation complex assembly. NCBI's taxonomy places the organism in Eukaryota, Fungi, Ascomycota, Sordariomycetes, Xylariales, Hypoxylaceae.